This is a messenger RNA of Didymodactylos carnosus, 2010 nucleotides long. The record is from the annotation of a GenBank genome assembly. Lineage: Eukaryota; Metazoa; Rotifera; Eurotatoria; Philodinida; Philodinidae.
CUAAGUAAGCGAGAAAAUCUAGCUGCAGAAGUAGCUGCAGCGCCCACUUACAGCUAGAUUAACUAGAUUAAAAGGUACAUUUAUCUAGCUGCAUGCUGGUUGAAAUUGUGUACUAGCUGAAACGGCCGCUACAUGGGCCAAUUAAUCGAGCUAUGAAUUGACCGAUUAAUCGAUAGCAACUAGUUGUACCCAAUUGAAACUAGCUUCAAUCUAGCUGAAGCUAGAUGAAAUUUUCAUGUAUUUCUGUGCAGCUAGCUGAAGCUAGAUAAAUGUACCUUUUAAUCUAAACGCAGCGCCCGCUUCAUGAUUUUUUUUUUCGUCCUUGGGGAGUUCAGGACAAAUUGGACUAAUAAAAGUUGGGGGAUCGAUUUUCAGCCUUAUGCAGACUGAUUCUUUCAUUCUGUUUUUCUGGAUCUAGAUGAAAUAUUUAAUGAAAAUGUCCUAUUGUAUUGGUCACCAUCAGAUAAAUAUUUGGCAUUUGUGAAACUAAAUUUAACAUCAAUACCAAAAAAUAAUUAUCUUAACUAUAAUUCAUUUAAUAAUGAUAAAUACACUAUUCCUUAUCCAAAGUUUGGUGAUCCAUUACCAUUAAUCGAUGUCUAUGUUUAUGAUAUUAGUACUGACGAAACAAUGAAAGUACCACGUCCACCCGAGUACGAGCGAUUAAAGUCAGAUGUUUAUAUAUUCCAUGUUGUUUGGUGUGGUGAUAAUUGUUUAUCUGUUGUUUAUGCUAAUCGUGCACAAAACAUAAGUGUCAUUCAAUUAUACAGAAUAGAAGAUGGUAAUAUUGUUUUGAAUAAGUAUUAUGUUGAACAAGCAAGAAAAGGUUGGAUACCAGCGAAUUUUUUACGACCAGUAUUUGUAAAACAAGGUACAUAUGCAUUUAUUGUCCGGUAUGAUCAGUUAAACUUGGGAAAAUAUGGAAAAUCGUAUCCGCAAAUAGUACGAAUUCAUUUCAAUCAAAAAACUCCUCAAAUAGAUCGUAGUUCCCCACCGAAUAUUCAUGUUGAUCGAAUUAUUCAUGUUGAUGACAAAGACACUGUUUAUUUUACCGGAUCGAAUGACGAUCCGAAGGAACGACAAUUAUACAAAUGGAUGAUAACGUUAAACAAUGUCGAAUCUGAAUGUCUGUCGUGUUAUGAUGAAAAUUGUUCGUAUUUUGAUGCUCAAUUUAGUAAAAAUAAUGGAAGUUAUUUUAUUUUGGAAUGUCUCGGUCCAAACAUACCAUAUUCAAGAUUACAUAAUCGUUCAGGAAACAUGACUGAACAUAAAAUUCAAGAUAAUCAACCAUUUCGUCAGUGGCUCGAUUCAAAACUUAUGCCUUACAUUCAUUUUUUCAAUGUAACAUUAGAUGCUGAAAAGAAUAUAGUGGGAUAUGGUAUGAUAAUCUUGCCACCAUGGUAUAAUCCAAAUGUGACAAUCAUAUCUUAUCCGAUUAUAGUAUCUAUAAGUGACAACUUACAUACUCAAAGAGUAACUAAAAAAUAUCCAUUAUUUCUACGAGAAUAUUAUCAUGUAACAAAAGCAAAUAUAAGCAUUGUAUUAUUUGAUGGACACGGUAGCUUCGGACAAGAUGAAGAUUAUCUUAAAAGUGAUUACAAAAAUUUGUUUCAACAUCAAUAUGAUGAUUAUAUUAAACUAGCAGAAUAUCUAAAAUGUCGAGAGAAGAAAUUUAAUAAUACAUUGAAUGAUGCCCGUUUUGGAUUAACAGCUAUACAAGAAGCGAAUGUUCAUGAAAUUGGUAAGAAGAGUCUAGCAAUUGUUCACGGAAUGUCUGAUGAAGUAGUCCAUUUUCAACAUUCGGCCAUUCUUGUAAAAAACUUUGUUCAAGCUGGAUCAAAUUUUGAAUUUAAAGUAUAUCCAGAUUCAGAUUAUUAUUUCGAAAAUGAUCGUGCCACAUAUGAAGAUUAUUUUCGAUUUAAAAUUCGAUUUUUUCAACACUGUCUUGGUACUCGUGUAAUUAAAGAACAAAAACCAAUUAUACAAGAUGAUAGUAAUGAAAAUAUUUAA